AUUUGAGGAAGCUUCUAAUGUAAUUAAAGAAGAUUUUCCAGAUAAGAAUCAAGUUGUAUUUGCCAGAGUAGAUUGUGAUCAGUACUUGCUUUCCAGAUGCGGCUUACAGCUGCGAGCCUGAAGCUGCAAAAGGCAAGGGCUGCCUUGGCACCACCAGCUGACGCAAAUGUAUCGCAACGAUGGCAAAAUGCUGUUGCCGCACAAGUACAGGAGCCCGUUGGUUAUCCUGGAGCAGCUUUUCCAUCCGAGUGCGCCUGCCCGGAGGCCUCGCAGAAGCAGAGAUGGGUGGGAGGCCUGAGAGAAACCGCCUGUUCCAGGCACCAGCAUGGCACUGAGGGCUGCCCGAUCGCCCACCCACCACCUGGACAGGCCCAGAAGUGGCACAUUCCUUGGUUUCAGGCUGGACGUGGGGUCCAAGGCAGAGCAAGUGGCAGGUGCCUGCAGGCCUCGCAGAAGCCAAGAGCUGACAUAGCUCAAAGAUAUAGAAUAAGUAAAUACCCAACCUUGAAGUUGUUCCGGAAUGGAAUGAUGAUGAAGAGAGAGUAUCGAGGUCAGAGAUCAGUGACAGCAAUAGCAGAUUAUAUCCGGCAGCAGAAAAGCAAUCCAAUUAGAGAAGUACUAAGCUUGGAAGAAAUUAACUCUCUUGAUCGCAAUAAAAGAAACAUUAUUGGCUAUUUUGAACAAAAAGACUCUGAUAAUUACAGGAACUUUGAAAGAGUAGCAAAUGUUUUGCAUGAUGACUGUGUUUUCCUAGCUGCAUUUGGGUCUGUUUCCAAACCAGAAAGAUUUAGUGGGGACAACAUAAUAUAUAAGCCAACAGGGGAAAAUGCUCCAGAUAUGGUUUACUUGGGUUCUAUGACUAAUUUUGACUUGGCUUAUGCAUGGACUCAGGACAAAUGUGUUCCUCUUGUUCGUGAAAUUACAUUUGAAAAUGGAGAGGAAUUGACAGAAGAGGGUCUUCCUUUCCUUAUACUCUUUCAUAUGAAAGAUGAUACAGAAAGUUUAGAAAGGUUCCAGCAGGAAGUUGCACGGCAGUUAAUAAGUGAAAAAGGUACAAUAAACUUUUUACAUGCUGAUUGCGACAAGUUCAGACAUCCUUUGCUCCACAUUCAGAAGAGUCCAGCAGAUUGUCCUGUUAUUGCUAUUGAUAGUUUUAGACAUAUGUAUGUUUUUUCAGACUUCAGUGAUUUGGCUGUUCCUGGUAAACUCAAGCAAUUUGUACUAGAUUUGCACUCUGGAAAAUUGCACAGAGAGUUUCAUCAUGGUCCGGAUCCAACAGAUGUAGCACCUGGUCAGCCACUCCAGGACAUAGUAAGCAGCCCACCAGAGAGUUCAUUUCAGAAGCUAGCACCUAGUGGACAUAGGUACACCUUACUGCGGGAAAAAGAUGAACUCUGAAGACUUGAAAACGACGUUCAGUCAGCAGUUGUAACUCCUGUGGGGUGGAAAUAGGAAACCUAUAUUUUCUUAAAUUCUGUUUGUUUUAUUUUGAAUAAUAUCUUGUUUUUCUGUGCUCCCUGGGGUUUGUAAAUAUGUGUGGGUCACUUUUGGACAGCAUCUUUCCAAAGUUUUUCUUGCUGCAAAUUGAUGUAAAACUUUUUUAAACAAAUGAAAGUGUUGUGAAUAUCAGCAACAUGCUGUUAACUUGCACUAUCCAAUUAAACAGGACUUCUAGUUUUUCAUUGGUGUAAUCUGGUGGUAUGACUGUCUUAUCUUUUUCCUCAAGUGAACAUAAUUUUGUUAAUUUGCUAUUGAAGGAAUAUCCUGAAUACUUGGGUGGGGAAUAAAUUGCAAUUUUACAGAAUUUGUGUGAUGCUACCUCACUUACUUUUACCAUACAAUUCAUUUUAAAGUGGGAAUGAAAUGGAAAAGGUGUUCAGUGGGGCUUAUUCUCAUUUGUUGAAGUAUUUGUGGCAAUGAUGGAAAAUUGUUAAACGCACAUCUUUUAGCUUAAAAAGCAUAAUCCCAAUAAAUAGAUUUUGGGGGAGUCGCUCCUCACAUCCCUUUUAUUAGAACUAUCCAUUUAUUUCUUUUUAAGCAGUUAAUAACCUAACCUAAUGUUCUCUUUAUUCCAUGAUUCUUUAUUUAACUCUAAUUAUGAAUACUCAUAUGAUGAAGUAAUAAUUGAUAGAAAUACCACUGUCUGCAAAACAACAUUUUUGUCAUUUAUAUAUAGAUGCAUAAUAACAUUUUAAUGUUCAAAACAUUUUGAAACUUUAAUAGAAAGCAUUAUAAAAAAAUUAUUAGAGGGAUCUUUUUAAAGUCCAGAAGGUGGCAGCAUGUGGAAAAAUGAUCUUAUUAAUAUUUGAAUGGUAGACCACCAAGAAAUUCCAAGACUAUAGUUAGCCUGGAAAAUUGGAAAAUACAAGUGGAAGAAAACAAUUUCCACAUUAUCAUAUUGUUACCGAUAAAAAUAUCUGGUAAUGGAACCACACUCAAUUUUUAAAAAGUUUUAAAUAUAAUGAUGUUGUUAUUGAGUCCUUGGUGUACUCUGAGCUUGGUUGUUACUUUGCAGACAUUUCAUUACCCAUCUAGGUAACAUCAUUAGUGCUAGGAAAUGUAAAGAAUGUGAAUGGAGUGGGGCAAACCUACUCUUGUCUACAGGCCAACAACAAAGUUUAGAGAGCACCAAUUACUUUACAGUUCAGUCUUAUGCUACAUAUAUUCUAUUCUGUUAUUGUUAUAUUAAUUACUUGUUUAAUAAAAUUUUGAAUUUUCAGACUUUAUUUAGAACAAAAUUGCAGUUGUAAUCAGUCUUCAGUAUGUAUGCCGUAUUGGGUAAAACCUUGUUGAUGAGGCAGAGGCCAAUCAGAAUGUCUAAAAGUAAAAGAAUCUUGAGGUUUUUAAAGAGUAUGUAAUCCUGAAACCCAGUCCUAAUUUAUACUACACAGUCAAUAAAUAUCUAAGUUUGUUCCUAUUUUCAAGAUCAAAGUGUUAUCUUAGAAUACAUGAAAUUACUAUAGUUCCUUCACAAUUAAAUAGAUUUGAACUACUGAUAGUUGUGGAUUUCCAUAAUACAGGGCUAAAAUGCUGUCCCUUAAUACAGAUUGUUUUCAAAUAAAUCAGAUUCAUUCUAAUAUUUUGAAUUGACAUAUUUCUUCAAUUACAGCAUGCUUUUACUUGUUGUACCAGUGUUCAUGUGUUAAAAUGUAUGGUAAUAAAUAAUUAUUAGCAUUUUUCAA
Molecule: messenger RNA, 3182 nt
Organism: Thamnophis elegans (Western terrestrial garter snake)
Lineage: Eukaryota; Metazoa; Chordata; Lepidosauria; Squamata; Natricidae
Gene: ERP44
Product: endoplasmic reticulum protein 44
Exons: 10
Coding region: 97-1398 (433 amino acids)
Source: RefSeq, a predicted model, not a curated record